Aspergillus ochraceoroseus IBT 24754 is the source of this 2077-nucleotide messenger RNA. RefSeq lists its product as uncharacterized. NCBI's taxonomy places the organism in Eukaryota, Fungi, Ascomycota, Eurotiomycetes, Eurotiales, Aspergillaceae. The record is from RefSeq and is a predicted model, not a curated record. The transcript is spliced from 3 exons. Bases 279 to 1712 code for a protein of 477 amino acids.
GUUCCAGGCUCCUCCUCUUCCUCCCUCCUUAUACAAAUCGCCGUGGCUCAUUUCCCUUCGUUCCAUCGGCCGCGUCCCUGCUUUUAUCUUCAUUGCUUUUCGUCAUCGAACUCGAUAUCGCAGGGUUGCGUCCAAGAAAGUUUCCUCUGAUAUCCUUGUGUCCCUGAGACACCUUUUGCAUAUAGAAAUGUGCCGGAUAUAAGCGUCUGCUUCCCGGGAUUCUCGCAUUUAACAAUCCCUCUACCCUUCCCUAUUCUCUCCUUGCGCAUUUGCACAAGAUGUCACAGUUCCCAUCUCAGCAGCCCGUCCCGGAUUUGGCCAGCGCGGCAGGCUAUCUGUUGGGACACUCGAACUAUCCGUCUUUGUUUCGAUCAGCCGAUGAGGUCCCGCAAUUUUUCGUUUCGUAUCGAUGGUGGGAGGACGAAGUGACGACUAUUCUCUGGGCCUUUGAUGCCCAGGAGAUCAAACGCGUCAUUCGUUACGGGCUCUUUCAAGAUGAACACCUGCCACGCAAGGUACUCCAGACCCGUAACGCGGCUACGAUUGAUACUUUCCUCCUUACCCUGGUCGAGCCCCACGAGAGAGCGCUAUUUCCUAGUCUCUCGCAUACGCAGAAGGUCGAGGAAAUUGUCCGACGUUGUAGGGUUGCCACUCCUUCGUUGGUGUCGUGGGGUUGGUUCCCAGCUUGCAAGGACGGUGAUUUGACUCCUCUUGCAAUUGCAGAGGCUAUUGAUGCUGAAAGCCAGCUGCAUUUUACCCGGAUUUCGUUCGAGGAAUUAGUCCGCUAUUCGUUGGGCUGGCCGUCUUCCCGGGUGGACUGGUUUUUGCAGCAGCAUACUGUUUUCUACGUUCAUCUCUUGAACUAUUUGAAUGCCUUUCCUGAAGACCGGGGGAGGUAUGUUAAAGUCGAGAAGCACCUCCGGGAGCGAAGCCCCUUUGCCCACCGGGCUUUGGCUCGGUGCCUUCUCGCUGUACAAGGCAUCAGCAGCCAAGCCGACUUGUCUUCUAAUACACCUCAGGGCUUUGAAUUCUUCGCGGGGCCAAUCCAGCGUCUUUUUAGAGACCUUCCACCCAGCCUAACGCUAAUUCUGAAGGUACUUAGUGUUCUUGGAGUUCGAUUUCAGCGCACCUAUGUGCACGCCCGAGCGAUGGAAUGGACCCGGCCUUUUAACGUUGCCUUUUCAUUCCUUGAGGAUCUACUAGGCUCAACCUCCUCUAUGGACUUCGCUCGAACCUUAACCAACGCCGACGAGCGGGACUUCUCUGGAAUCGUCGAGCAGGGGAUCUUUGACCAAAGCCUCAUCCAGCGCCUUUGCAUCCAGUGGGAGCUCCUCAGCCUAGACGUGUGGGAGUGUUGCACAGCACUCCCGGAUAUGGUGGGAAGCAUCCAAGAAUGUUUACAACCCUUACUACUUCUCCGCACCUACCACUCAUUCAUGGCUGUUCUCACUGGACUCCAUAAAUACAGUGUGUCUGAGUCGUCUGCGUGUGUCGAAACGGAUACUCCCACGGCCAGCCUAGCCCCGAAACCUGUGCUCCCGCCGGACCUAGUCCAUUUCCUUGAUCCGUUCCAAAACUACGCUGCCUAUCGCCAGCAGUUCGAGAACGCCGCAGGAAUCCCAUUUCUCAUCCCGCACAUGCGCGAAUACCAACAGAAAGGAGAGCCGGUUCUUCGACAGCUGGCGUUGAAAUUGGAAAACGUUGUGCCCUAGCCAACUUCCCCAUGGUGGAAUCAAGACAGGAAUUGACACGCAUGUAAUGAGGACGCGAGAUGUAUGGACAUGAGUGAGAUGAGUGAGAUGAAGGCGAUCCGUACCCAUCCCGAUGGUUGACCGUUGUUUUUUUGUAUAAAUUGGUACAGGACUUUUUUUGCACAGACCGGGCAAUUUUAUCCAGGGCUGAACAUGUUAGGGUUUGUCUUUAGGAUGCGUGCUUUUGAAUGCAAGAAGGUCUUUCUAUUCUUUUCUCUUUCUUUUCUCUUUCUUUUCUAGCUUUUCUAGCUUUUGUGGAGUUUUCUGCUAUUUUUAUUUCGAUUUUGACAAGCUUGUACUUCUAGAACUACAUACAUGUCGAGAAC